This is a messenger RNA of Pseudogymnoascus verrucosus, 3416 nucleotides long. RefSeq lists its product as uncharacterized. The record is from RefSeq and is a predicted model, not a curated record. Gene Ontology annotation, cellular component: endoplasmic reticulum; nucleus. The coding region runs from base 642 to 3416 and encodes 924 amino acids. Lineage: Eukaryota; Fungi; Ascomycota; Leotiomycetes; Thelebolales; Thelebolaceae. Gene Ontology annotation, biological process: endoplasmic reticulum unfolded protein response; phospholipid biosynthetic process; regulation of transcription by RNA polymerase II. Gene Ontology annotation, molecular function: transcription corepressor activity. The transcript is spliced from 4 exons.
GGGUAGUGGGGUAAAAAAAAAUCUUUCGCACAAUUCAACGCCUCGCUUUCCAGAAGAGCUUCAAAAAAAUACUUGAAACAAAUAUAGCUCAUAAUUGAAUAAUUCAUAAAAGAAAAAAAUUGCAAAAAAAAUGCAGCUUUGAUGGAUUCGAACCAUCAUUUAUCUUCAAUCUCCUGGCGGGACUGGGAAUCGAACCCAGAUUGAAACGGGCUUGUAUGUUACAACAGAUGUUAUACCACAACGUCACGUGCUACCAUUACACCAUCCCACCGCGUUUAGCGGAAGGAGACCAUAUAGGCUGGUCAAUUCGUGGCGGAUGGAUGAUUAAUCCACUUUAUGUACUUAGCUUGGGUGUCACAUGACGGCGCAAUUGGAUUUUGGGGGAUCACGUGUUUUCGAGUUUCCUGGACGCGUUUGGUUUGCUGGACGGAUUCGCGUUUGAUUGGGGCCACAAAUACGAUGGCAACUGUUCCAACUGCAGGAAGAUAAAUGAUGCCGCCGAGACCUAUUGUAUAACACCGGUGAUCAUUGUUGAAAGGUCGGUGAAGCUUCGGGGACUCUCCAAACUCAUUCAUUGUCUUCCUCCAACACCACUCCCCCCACCACCACCAACAAGACAAACACCCCGCCUCACCACCACAAUGCCUCGACCCUCCGAAAACCGCCUCGUCCUCCCCGUCUCAUUCGCACUCCUCGAAAACAUCAAAAUCUACUUCGAAGAGAACCUCCCAAACGACGCCCUCGACCUCCUCCAACACCUCGUCAUCUCCGGCAAACGAACCACCGCUCCCCCCGGCAGCAGGCGUAACUCCGUCCUCCCCCCAGCGUCGUAUCUAGAUCUCAUCUCCACCCUCCCCAUCCACCCGCGCCACACCACGUACACGAAGUCGCGCGAUGAUCACCAGGCCGCUAUAAAUGCUAUUGGCUACCUGCAACUCCUCCCCGCGCUGGUAAGCGUCAAGGAUUCCGGGAUGGGACAAGCUUUCCGCUUCGAGGAGGGGAGAUCGGCGGAAAGCCAGCGCUGGGAGAGGGGAACGAAGAGGAAGGCUAUGGUUGCGCUUGGGGGGGCGGAGGCGGUUGCGUUCGACGAUGAUGUUAUUAACCACCCCAUAGCGCGGGAUAGUGUCUGGACCCAAGCGAAGGAUUUCUGGCAUGUAGUAGGGUGGGCGAUUAAUUGUGCCGUUUGGCACCGGAGGAGGUGGGAGUAUUGGCAGCUGUGGUUGGAGUUUAUGAUGUUGGUAAUGGAGAGGGAUUUGGAGGAGAGGAUUGCCCUGCGUGAUGCGGGUGAUGAAGGGGAGGGAGGGAGGCUGGAGGAGUCGAUUCUGGGAAGGUUCCUGUUGCUUAAUGAGCCUGGGGAGGGGAGGCAGGUGUGGAAGAGGGCUGCGAAGGCGAUUUUUGCGGAUGGUGAGGAGAGGGCUAUGAAUGAGUUCCCUCCGGUUUGGAGGGAGGAGACGAAGGUACUCAAAGACGACGAUAUGGAAAUGUAUAAAGCGCCGUCGAUAUACAGCGACGUCAAGGACCCGUCCAAAGAUUGGCUCAGUCGCACCGGUCCAGGAGUGCGAGACCUCCGCAUCCGCCUCAUAACUCUUCCGUCCCACGUUGCAGAGCGAAUAAUGGAGCGCGCUCACAAUCACAUGCUAGCGCCUGACGAACGACCUCCCUCUUACACCCCGUCUGCGUCGCAUCACCCUCUGAACAUGCAACUAUCAGAAGCACCGGCUCCUGAGAUAUCGUCGGCAGGCAAUGACCGCGGCAACGCACACGGCUCCAUGUCGCAAGAAGAAUCGUUAUCUCGACCGGCCGAGCCGCCUGUCGAGCCGCCCGUCGAGACGACUGUAGAACCACCGCCUGUCGAGGAGACAUCGCAGCCCAUGGCGACCGCUACGACGACGACGACGACUGUGUGGCCUUCCUCGAAUCCAUUCGUUUCAUACUACCGCCCGCCUAAUGGCUCGCCCAGAAGUGCCCGAGGAGUGGACAGUCCUGGUGCUAUGGACCUUGAUGAUAGUCGUGGUGUCAGAGGUGGCAGUGUGCUCUCUAUUGAUGAUCCUGAUGUGCGCCUCGCUGCCGAAGCUCUGGGAGACCUUCGUGCCGACUUUGUGCAGUCCCCACCAUCUUCAUCUCGCUAUAAUAGACACCGCCGGAAUGUGUCAGGGCAGCCAGAGCCUCUACUCUCUCUUCUAACCACCUCGCACCCUCUGGUAGGGAGCACCAUCAACAACUCGAUCUCCGCCUACUCCGCCUCCAAGAACUACAGCCCGCGCUUCAAGUCGACAGCCGAAUAUGUCGAGCGUCGCUUCACACCUGUCGUCAAUAAAGUCGGCACAGUGGGUCGCCAUACAGGAAUCGAAGGCAGCGUGCGCUGGUUCCUAGGAGGGCGCAGACGUGCACACAAUCGCCAUUCUACAGCAACGACGAAAUCGACAGACGACAUGUCAAGCAAGCGCCGGAAGACGAGCGAGGACACCGAUAGGACAUGGCCCAUGCGCCACUCCACUCAAUCGUUAGGAGACGAACAGCAACUCCAGCACCGUGAGCGACGCAAUAGUGUCGCCAAUAGCCUAGCUUCGUCAUAUGUUGAGAGCCUACCUGCAUAUGAUGAAUACAAGAGCCCAAGCUAUGAGGCUUCGCAGACUACCUCGCUUGUUCGCUCCGAGGAGAACGAUGCCCCAGGCUCACCAUCAUCCUGGCAAUCGCGCCUUAUCAUGUCCACAUCCGGCCUCAGCAUCGCCAUGUCCGUCGAGUCCCUCCGCUCCCUCAAAUACUGCCUCGGUCUCCUCCGCUGGGCAAACGAACACAUCGGAAAGAGCGUCACCACACUAAAAGAGACUCUCGAGGACUGCAACAGCAAGACCGCAACCCCCAUUGCCGGAUCCUCAUCCGCUACCGAGGGCCAGAACGUCGAAGAUAUCUUCGUCCUAGACUCCGAGAAAGACCGAGAAGUCCUGACCCAGAAAAUCGCCGAGCUAAAAUACGACGUCCUCAAAACCCUGAAGGACGUCGUCGACGUCGUUUCCAAAUACGCCGGCGGUGCUCUCCCUGAAAAUGCACGCGUCCUCGUCCGCAGCCACCUCACCAGUCUCCCCCAACGCUUCAAAAUGGCUAGCACUAGCACACCACCCGACACCGACGACGCGACGGCGAAGGCGGACUGGGAGAUACGCGAAGGCGCGAAGAGGGUCAUGGUCCUCGCUAAGGAGGGGCUGGAUAUGAUGACGCAAGUCAGCGGCGUGUUGGACGGGACGAUCGUCAGCGCGGAGGAGUGGUGCGAGCGCCUAGGAAAGAAAACGUAUUCCGAGGAGACGGCAGAGGAUAUUCUCAAGGAGGGCAUCGUGAAGCCGCCGGUAGAUGGGCAGCAGCAGACGCCGGAGGUGUUUGCGGAUGGGGAUUAUAGGAUGGUGGGACAGGCUCUGUGA